CACGGCGACGACGACGCCACCUGUCUCGCGCACGCUGGCUCGAGAUCAGAAAGAGUUUUCUUUCCUUCUUUCCCUCUCCGCUUGCUAUUUGUUCGCGUCUUUGGGCGUCUUCCGCGCCCGUGUCUCUCCCGUGCGCCUCGUUCUCGUCUUCCUCCUCUGCUUCUUCGUCUUCUUCUUCUGACGUCGACGAAUCCCGCUGAUCCCACGGGCCUCGUCAACCCGCUCUAUCGUGGUGGCCUCGAUGGUCGUGUAGCCUGCUUUGCCGUUCCUUGCUUCGGCCAAUUCUGCUGCUGCUACCGAGCGCCUGCUCAGGUACCUUUGUGGCCGUGACGACAACACGACGACACCACCGCCCCCAACGGCGCCGUCGACGACAACGACAGCAACAUCAACCACAACAGCUGCUGCUGCUCCAGCCUGGUGGAACGGCUCUCUCCAGCAAGACACAGGCACACCCCCCCCGACGCUGCCGCCGCCGCCGCCGCCAACGUCGUUUCUCUCUGCUCGAUUCACGCGGCUUCAGCUUUAGUGAGUGAGCCACCAAUCGCAUCCCGGUCUGGCCUGCGCUUCUCGAUCGGUUUUUCCCCCCAACCCUGCUCUGGCCCUUCGUCCUUGCACCUGGCUAUGACGAAUCUGCUCGCGACUGGGGCGCCUGCGUCAAGCUUGUUCAACGGUGGAGACUUCACGUCCCUCCGUUUUCUUGUCUGUUAAAUCAUACAGACCUCGUCGCCGCCAAUGUCCGAGACAUGACGCUUGCUUCGUCUUUUCCCCUCUGUGUACUUCGCGCAACCUCCAUCCCACCAAUCUCCCCCCUUUGACUUCUUCGUCUUGUCCUUCGCCUACCUGCAAUUGUACCUUCGACAAGAGAGACCCUGCGUCUAUCUGUUUGCAUGGUGCCCGUCUUAUCAGCCUCGUUUGGGACCGCCAUUCACCGCAUCUGACUGACCUUUUCUGGAUCCGCUUCACAGCUUUGUCCGCUCCUCUUCUUCUCUCCUCUCCACUCCCAAUCCGUCCGUCUAUCGUUUGAAGCUAGCACAUAACGUUUCCGUGCACAAGUUGCUACUCACCCCUGCUCCCUCAACGACGCACGCCCCGACACAUUCUACAAACAUCCAUCGACGACGACGACCGCAUCCACCACAAUCAUGGCCGCGCCCACCAUUCCUCCACGUCCUUCUCGCUCGCAGAACAUGCCCGCAGCCUCUGCCACCAUCGAUGUUCCUCAGGUGCCUGCUCGCCCUAGGCGCAGUGUUGAGCGCUCUGUGAGUCCGAACCGAGACAGAUUUGCGCCCUCCCCCCUCAACAAUCCGGCCUAUCUGCACAAGGUUCCUAGCUCCGAUAAGCAUGGCAGUGGUCUCGCGAAGGAGGUGCCCGCCCGUCCUCCGUCUGUGACGCUGCCUUCUGUCGGCCAGGAGGGUAGCGAAUACGACCACGCAACCCCCGUGCUCCAGGCAGACGAGGCGGAUGCAGUUGCGACGACCUCCAACACAGCGGACGACCUGCCUCUUCAUGCCCCAAAGGCCUCACUGCCCGUAGCGGCGGCGAAGCAGCGCAUUGCUGCCGUUACGAGGACCGAUUCUUCCCAGGCGGCUGCUCUGGGCAUCGGCAAGGCCCACAGCAACGCCUCUGACACGGAUGUGGGCGUCGAUCUGGACAGGUCCAGCUCAAGGCAGUCGCAGACACGCUCGCGACCUCCAAGCUUGUACAGGCAGGACACGAACGAGCACGAGGAGCAUGGCAUUCCCGUCAUUGGACUGCAGGUACCCAUGUACCCAAACGCCGGCGACGUGCAGGCGCCCACGCCUUCUCCUGGUCUCGCCGGCCCUGGCCAAGGUGCUGGCUUCCACAGCAGCGGUGGACAGGGUACGCCCAGACAUCAUUCGCGUACCAAGAGCGGUCGUGAGAUCUUCUACGGUCCGCCCGGAAGCUAUGGACUGCAUGGCCACGGCAUCAACAAGGCCGACCCGUUCGAGAAGGCGUGGUACGAGAGGCAUCCAGAAGCUCUAGCUCGCGAGCAAAAGGGCGAGUAUGGGCCCGCGAUCAGUGAGGAAAGGAAGGAAUGGGCUUUGAGCUCCGACGAGCUCAACAAGCUGGUGCACACCACAUCUCAUCCAGGCGUCGGCUCGUCACCAGCUAUUGUUGGCACACCCGGCGAAGAUGUUGGCUACAUAGCUUCUGAGGAGUACGCGCAGCGCCUGGCCUCUCGACCCAACUCAACGAAGCCUCGCCGUCCCAGCUCGCAGACCUUCGCUGAAUCCCCGCUUCGCAAGAUGAGCUUCCCAACUGACGCGUUAGAAAGCGCCGUCAAGCAGAUCAAUCACUCCAAGCAUGAUCACGCGCUGGACAGCGAGGUGGAGGAUGACACCAUUCACGUUGAUAUUCCGCGAUCCCCAUAUGUCGGUGCAGCGCGCUCUGUUGAUGGCCACGCCGACUCUGGAGACGACAUUCCCAUCCUGGCCGCUGACGAGGCUGCGUACCGUCCUGACGCGCAAUACAUGCAGCCUGCCGUCGAACCGGAGUUUGAGCGCCGCAGCACUACCUAUCUGGAGUUAUCGGACGGUACCAGCCACGCGCAUAGCCGCUCGAACAGCAUCAACAAGAUCUCCGAGCAUCAGCUAGCUCACAUCGCCGGCAGAGGCGAAACACUUCGCCCCGAGAGCGUCGGCACGCCUCUUGAGGAUGUCAAGGAAUAUGAACCAUUAUUCGACGAUGAUGAUGAACCUCGUGCGGACUCGGCGCCCGCUACCGUUGGAGGUGCCCAGAACAAGUCCAACACGAAGCGCCCUGAUCUUGCCCGUCACCACUUUCCUAGCAGGGAUGUGUGGGAAGAUGCUCCGGAUAGCUUGAACUACGUCACGACGGUUGAGGCUCCUCAAGAUGUCGAAGAGAGCCACCCGGCUGCCGAGCAUGAGCCGAAGGGCGUCUACGAACCUCCUGCGGACGAGCAGGCCCGGAAGACGGCUGAAAAGAAUGAUCAGGAGAAAUUGUUGCCGGAUCAAAUGAAAAGGCUUUCUGGAGAGGUUGCAGCCGGUGCGGCUUCCCGUCCUCCCGUCCAGCCGCGUUUCCCAAGCAAAGAUAUCUGGGAGGAUACGCCAAGCAGUCAGCUGUACACCACGACUAUCGAUCCAGAGGACGAAGAAGUUACUUCUCCCGUCGAGACAAAGCAGCCGCAGGUACCGGCCAGACCCGCCAGGAAGGCGGCCGAACCUUCAUCUGACGAACCACGUCAGGUUCCAGUCGUGCCCGCCAGGCCCAAGCCAAGCGUGCCGGCACGCCCAAGCCGGUUCCGCGGCUCUGACGCUUCUGAGGAAGCUUCGCUGGCCAAGUCGACCUCCAGGGAUUCGAAUGAGGGCGGCGCGUCGGUUCCAAAGUCCAAACCGGCCGUGCCCGUUCGUCCUGGAGGCAGCGGCAAGAUCGCCGCUCUUCAAGCAGGCUUCAUGUCCGACCUGAACAAGAAGCUCGGUCUGGGUCCGCAGGCGCCGAAGAAGGAGGAGCCGAAGGUGGAGGAUGAGCCAGCGGAAGAGAAGGCCCCGUUAGCAGACGCGAGGAAGGGUCGGGCUCGUGGCCCUCAGAGGAGAAGACCAGGUGUUUCGCCUUCUGGUGCUGGUGGCGACUCCGGCCCCAUGUCUGCUCCGUCAAGACCAGUCUUCAAGUUUACCAUUUCGCGGCCGCAGACAAUAUGGGAGGUGGAUGAAGGUGUGCUCAGCGUGCCAGUCUCGGCGCCCACUCUUGAGACGGCGCAAGCUGUCGCCGAGGCCGCAAAGAAUGGAACGCCUGCUGAGAUUCACAUUAGCUCCGAAGAAAAAGCCGCGGGCGAGCCCUUGCCAGCUACAGUUGCAGGUACAGCCGUUGAAGACACCCCACUGGAAAACAGUGCAAGUAAGGACCCCGCUGAGAGCACGGAAACGGCCGUGCAAACGGGAGAGACAACUCUGCAUAGUACAGACGCGGCGACGGGCGAGGUGACGAAAGCCACGGCUUACGUCGGCGGCAAAGCGCCCGAGGAAGGAAAUGUUGUUGUGACGGAUGAUGGUAAAGAGCAUAUCAGUGCCAGCUGAUUCUACUUGGAAACAUUCCGUUUCAACAUAGAGAUGGCACCCACUGGGCGGCUCAGAUUGCAUAACAAGAAAAAAAAGGGAGGAGCAUACAUACGGAUAUUUUUUUGUUUCUCAACUGACUAACAAAUUUUUUAAAGAGCACGAACUUUUUAAACGAGAGGCGGAUAAUAUAGGAGCAAAAAAAAAAAAAAUCACACGAUGUGGGUUGUAUGAACUGGAGAUUGACGAAGACAGUUAGUGUAGUUACGGUGGUUGAUCGCGAUGGAGACGUGGAUGAGGAUUAUAUUGGGGACACGUGGGACGGCUCACGUCCGUGUCUUUCUCCUUUUCUUUCAACGUCUUUGUCUUCCUUUGUCUCGUAUCUUUGCUUUCGAAGCAUCGAAGCACUCCUUCCCGUUGGUUAUAUAUACAUGCAUCGUUUGCGUCGAGCAUGGCUUCUGCCGCUUCUUAGAUUCAAGCCUCGCAGUCAUGGCAUCAAAAUCCAUCGAACCCCACAUAUCCGCACGUCUCCUACACGGAAGUUGGCCAUGCAGUCCUGUGGUUUUGUAAGCGCCGCGCGAUUCUGCCUGCUGCGUCUUGGUAGAACGGGCUAGAAGAGACAGGGCGUUACACUCUCAAUGUUUAUCAUAUCUCUGUCCCUCUCUCC
Verruconis gallopava is the source of this 4704-nucleotide messenger RNA. RefSeq lists its product as uncharacterized. The coding region runs from base 1146 to 4058 and encodes 970 amino acids. NCBI's taxonomy places the organism in Eukaryota, Fungi, Ascomycota, Dothideomycetes, Venturiales, Sympoventuriaceae. The record is from RefSeq and is a predicted model, not a curated record. The transcript has 2 exons.